Molecule: messenger RNA, 2537 nt
Organism: Nematostella vectensis (starlet sea anemone)
Lineage: Eukaryota; Metazoa; Cnidaria; Anthozoa; Actiniaria; Edwardsiidae
Product: pre-mRNA-processing factor 17
Exons: 20
Coding region: 31-1761 (576 amino acids)
Biological process (GO): mRNA splicing, via spliceosome
Cellular component (GO): catalytic step 2 spliceosome
Molecular function (GO): protein binding; mRNA binding
Source: RefSeq, a predicted model, not a curated record
AACUCGUGACCAGUCCCUAAUAAAUCCAACAUGGCGGCUAUAGGUGCUUUGGCUGCUUAUGGCGAAGAUAGCGAUUCUGACAGCAAUGAAGUACAAGAAGAAGAGAUCACAGCGGAUCACACCGCUCACUUAAACCCUCAAGCUUCCAUAGAAAGCUUGAAGUCGAGAGCUCAGAUAAACAUGGCCCCUGUCGUGACUCAUAAGGGCGAUAUCGAAGUAUCACGAAAGAUUGAUUCCAACACAAAAGAAGUCGCAUUCAACCCAAAAUAUGAAGAACUCUUUGCCCCACAGGUAGGUCCAGACAAUCCCUUUAAGACAAAACAGCAGCAAGCUGCAAAGAAUGCACUAGCUGGUUAUGUUGAGAAAGCCCACAUGAGUGAUUUUGCCUUUGAAGUCCAAAGAAGAACUUUCACAAGUUAUGGUUAUGCUCUGGACCCAAGUGUGUCUGGUGAAGCUGUGGCAGAAUCAAGUGUUAUUGGUGAUGUCACUAAAGCUGAUGAACUAAAAGGAAAUACAGUUUUUGAGAGUGUCAAGACACGCCCAGGUGACAAGAGGAAGAGGGAGGGGCGAGGUGACCCAGGAGACAUAGAAGGCUACCAGGGGCCUUGGGCUCCCUUUGUUGACGAGUCCAAAAGUGCCAAGCCAUCAGAGGAGGAAGCCAGCAAACUUGAAGAGUUUGAAAACACAAAACAGAAGAGAACUAAGAAAGACGAAGAGAAAAGUGCAGAAGAGAAGACAACCUUGCAUGUCAAGGAUGCUGUGGACUACCAAGGGAGAUCUUACUUACAUAUUCCAAAAGAUCUGGAUGUCAAACUGGACACUAAUGAGCCACCGGAGAGAUGCUAUCUACCGAAAAAGCACAUACAUACAUGGACUGGUCACACAAAAGGCGUGUCAUGUGUCAGGUUCUUUCCUGUUUCUGGGCAUCUGUUGCUCUCAUGUAGUAUGGACUGCAAAGUCAAGUUAUGGGAAGUAUACAACAAAAGAAGAUGCCUCAGAACAUUUUCAGGUCAUAGUAAGGCUGUUCGAGAUGUCUCCUUCAAUAAUGAUGGUACACAAUUCCUGAGUGCUGGAUAUGAUAGAUAUGUGAAACUCUGGGAUACAGAAACUGGUGAAUGCCUUGGACGUUACACCAAUAAAAAGAUCCCGUACUGUGUCAAGUUUAAUCCUGAUGAGGAUAAGCAACACCUCUUUGUUUGUGGCACGUCAGAUAAGAAGAUUCUUACGUGGGAUAUACGCGCCAACGAAAUAGUCCAAGAGUAUGAUAGACAUCUUGGGGCAGUAAAUACAAUCACCUUUGUGGAUCAAAACAGAAGAUUUGUCACGACGUCAGACGACAAGAGUUUAAGAGUAUGGGAAUGGGACAUUCCGGUGGACUUCAAAUACAUUGCUGAGCCCUCGAUGCAUUCUAUGCCCGCCGUAGCCUUGCAUCCUAAUGAAAAAUGGCUGGCCUGUCAAUCCAUGGAUAAUCAAAUCUUGAUCUUCAACGUCCUCAACCGCUUCCGUCAGAACAGGAAAAAGAUCUUCAAGGGUCACAUGGUCGCUGGAUAUGCUUGUCAACCAAAUUUCUCCCCUGAUGGAUCGUAUGUCAUUUCUGGUGAUGCCGAUGGCAAACUGAAUAUCUGGGACUGGAAAUCAACGAAACUUUACAGCAAAUUCAAGGCACAUGAUGGCGUCUGCAUCGGCUGCGCAUGGCAUCCGCAUGAAACCUCCAAAGUUGUUACCUGUGGCUGGGACGGGCUAAUAAAAUACUGGGACUAGUUAUAACGUUAUCAACACGGGAAACCUGUGGUUUGUACCCCCUCAUAAAGCACUGGGACUAUUAAUAAUAUCUUCGGUGUGGGGAACCUGUGAUUUGUACCGCUCAUAAAGUACUGGCACUAGUGUAACGUCAUCGACACAGGAAUCCCGUGACUUGAACUACUCAUAAAGUAUUUGGACUAGUCACACAUCCUCAACGUGAACUUUCUGUGUCCGGAAACAUCUUAUAAAGUACUGGGCUAUUUCAUGUCCUCAUUUGGUGUACCUGUGGUUGUGAGUAUUGGGAGUAAUACAUGAGGGAUACCUGUGCCAUGGAUUGGCUCGUGAAGUAUUAGGACUACUGGAUGUUUCAAGGCUUGAUACCUGUCUGAAGACGGCGAGGCUUGACUGGGACCGCAUAAAGAUAAGCUUGAUGUUUUGAAUUGAUGACAUUAUGGCACCUGUUUAAACCUGAAGACCGAAAACUCUCGCAGUGAUUCUAGAAGUUAGAUUCUGAUUUCUUUGCAUAUUUUUUAGUAUUUAUACACUUUUUUAAUUGUGGGUUUCCUGUUAAGACGGGUGUAAUCUUGAGAAGGGGAAAUGGGGGGGAAGUGGAGGCCUUUUGACUUAUGCAAGGUGAAUAGCGGGGAAAAAACUCUUUUGCGCUCCCCACCACAGGAAGCCCGCGCAAAAUCUAUCUCAAUUAAGAAAGUCAACAUGUCGUGAAAUAUUACUUGUUUGUAGAAUGUUCAUUUAGCUCUUUCAGAAUGUAAAUAAAGUCUUUUUAGAACAGAGCA